This is a messenger RNA of Brettanomyces bruxellensis, 1602 nucleotides long. RefSeq lists its product as uncharacterized. The transcript has a single exon. Gene Ontology annotation, molecular function: RNA binding. NCBI's taxonomy places the organism in Eukaryota, Fungi, Ascomycota, Pichiomycetes, Pichiales, Pichiaceae. The record is from RefSeq and is a predicted model, not a curated record. Bases 1 to 1602 code for a protein of 533 amino acids.
AUGCCAAAGAAAGGAGUUACGAUGGACUUGGGGUCAUUCCUCAAGGACGACCAGUUUGGAGGCGACUCGUGGGCGGACGAUUUCAACAUGGAUGACCUCAGCGUUGAUUUGACUGCGGGUGCAGGGGCCAAAGCAGCAACUGGAGGAGAAAGGGAGCGGGAAUUCGGAUCGAGGGGUGCAUCACGCAGGGAGGCGAUGGGCGGAGCCGGGAGGUUUGGCAGCCGGGAGCGCGAGGAGUACCCGGUGCCUGAUGAGCCACCGUUCACGGCCCGUGUGAACAACCUAGCACACGAGAUGGACGAGUCGGAGUUGUACGAGUUGUUUGUUGAAGGGCUGGGCUUGAAAGCAGCCAAGGAGGAGAUCACGGACUUCUACGCGCCCAAGGACCGGGCGACCGGGCAGCUCCGCGGGUUUGCGUUUGUGACGUUUGCCGAAAAGGCGUUAUUGGAGCAGGCGUUGACACUCAGCCCAACGGAGCUUGCCGGGAGAACAGUUUACAUUUCGGUUGCAGCACCGGACCGGCGGGGUGGCAUGGGCAUGGGCAUGGGGUCUCACCGGGGAGGCCGGAUGCCGAACGAGCCGGAGCCCGUGCUGGACUUUGGGGCUGCCCGGGACACGCAGGAGUCGCAGCCGGCUCAGCAGGGCAUGCCACCGCGGCGUGGUAGCCGGGCCCCACGGGGCCCCCAGGAGCCGGAGCCCGUGUUGGACUGGGGGGCCGCCCGGGACACCAGGGAGAGUGUUCCUGCCCGCGAGGACAGCCGGGGAGGCCGGCGGUUUGGCACGGAGUUCCGUGAGCGGCGUGAGCGGAGCGAGAGGGAGCCCGAGAGGGAGUUUGACUUCGGUGCAGCCCGCGAGACCACCGAGCAGCCGCCUGCCCCGGCACCGGGCCGGUCGUUUGGCCGCGGUAGGGAGGAAAGAGAGCCCCGUAAGCCUCGGGAACCCUCCCCGGAGCUCGACUGGGGUGCCGCCAGGGGCUCCCAGGCGCAGCAGCCCCGGCAGAGAGCCUCACCGGGCGUCUACCGGCCGCCACGCCACGAGAGGAAGUUUUUCAGGCGGGACGACGAUGACAGUGGCGAGGUGGACUUUGCCGCGGCCAGAAAUUCGCAGGAGGCCGCACCUGCCGGCAGAAGGCAGCCAUCUUCCGCCUCAUCGACCACAGAAAGCGAGUCGUCGACGCGUGAGGGAAGCCGGUCGUUCAGCUCGAGAUCCAGCCGAGAGAGGAAGUUCCGGACCUCGAAGCCCGACGAGACCCCGGAGAUCGACUGGUCGAACGUCCGUGGCUCCGGCCUGGGCGAAUUGGCUGCCCGGAGGAAGUCCCGGGCAAAGUUUGGCCGUAAUGACAGAAGAAGGGGCAGGCAGGAGAUGCAAGAGUCUAAGAGAGAGGGUCAAAAUAAGAGAGAGUCGCAAGAUUCUAAGAGAGAGCCUCAAGAUUCUAAGAGAGAGUCCCACGAUGGCCCUACCAAGUCCCGCUACGAGCUUCUAAACCUGGCCGGAGAUGAUGAAGAAGAUGAUGAGGUUUCGGCCAAUCUAGAAGCCGUGGCCAAGAAGACUGCCAACCUCUCUCUAGAGGGAGACGGCUGGGAGGUUGCAGGCAAGAAAUGA